AUGAUAACUAAUCCUGGAAUAGUAAGAACAAAAUUAUUAGAAAGUAAAUCCACUCAUACUCCUUAUACUUAAUCUACAUUUCAUAGUCCCAGUAACUCAAGAACAUAGUAAUCAACCUAUAUUAUCAUAGAGGAUUCUUCAAUAAAGAAUUAAAAAAAAUACAGGAUUCAAAUAAACUCUAACCUUUCCAUGUAGAAAAAUAAAGUCAUUCAGCUACAUCAUCUUGUCAUACAUUUAUGACUUAAAUGGAGAGUGCAUAACAUUAAAUUAGAGCAAAUAAAUUUGGAAAAAUUAAAAGCAGAAAAUAAGUGACUUUAUUCAAUAGUGAAGAAUAUAUAUCUGAUGAUAUUCUUGAGUUGUAUAAUGAAUAUGAAAAGAAUUAUAUCACUUUAAAUAAAGUAGAAAAGUUUAUUGACAUAUAAAUUUCAUAAGUAAAUUAACCUCAAUCUAGAAUUGAUUCUUAAGAUUUUUUAGCUAUAAGUGAUGAGAAAUUAAAAUUAAAUGAUUUAAAUAAAAUGAAUAAAGUGAAAAUACAGAGAUUUAAAUUCUACUAUUUUAGAAUUAAAACAAAAGGUAGAAUGUCUCCUGUUCAAAUAUUUUUACAUUGUCCAGAUAGAGUUCAAAGUUCAAAUAUUAGAAUGUUUAUAUCUUCAAAAGCUGAAUUUCCAACUAAAUUUAACUCUGAAUAAAUCAUCUAAGCAAAAAAUGCCAAAAUGUAUGCUGAUCAUAAUUAACCUUAUUUCUCUAAAGAAUUUUUGUAUAUAACACUUUACUCUGAUAUAGAUUUCGAAGUAACAAUAGACAUAAUUUUUGGAAAUCCAAUCUAAAAGAUUAUUCCUAGAAAAUAGUAAGUAGAAGAAGACCUUUUAGAUAUUCGACCUUAAACAUAAAGGAUUAUAAAGAGAGAUAAAAUAAUUUAUAAUUUGGAUAUGAAAUAAUAUUUACAAAAAAUGAAAAAUCUUGAAUAAAAUAAAGUAAAUUUAUGAAUUAAUGAAAGUUAGAAAGAGAGUAGAAGCAAUAAUUAGUACUUAUAAAUAAGAAAGUUAUUUAAGAAGAAAAACAAGUUGAUAAAGUAUGUAAAGUUUUAGCUAGAGAAUCGAUAAAUUAAUAUAGAGAAAUAGAAAAAAUUAUGAAAUAAAGGAGAGAACAAAUAAAAAUAUUUUAAAAUUCUUGGUGUUAAAUAGUGAGUUUGUUUGAUUUUUGUAAGGAAGUUAAGACAAAAUUAGAAGUAAUUUGAAAAUUUAUAAAAGGAUAUUAAAAGACAUAAAAAGGCCUAAGCAAAAGGAAAGUUAUUAGUUUGGCAAUUAAAAACAAUGGCAUUAAUGAAGGUUUAAAUAUAUGGAUCAACUCCAAAAGAAAGAACAAUAUUUAAAUCAAAAUUAAUUUUAUAAUCUUAUGCUUUAUUGAUAAAAAAGAAAACAAAAUUAUUAGCUGAAGAAGUUAUUACUAGGUUUAUUAAGAAGAUGUUACUCUAUUUAACAACUUUAAAUAAAUAAUAAAGUCUUAUAAAAAAAGGUAUAGAAAAAAUAAUUGAUUUAAGUUAAAACAAUUCAAAGAAAGUUUAGAAGUUUGAAACAAAAAAAAAGAAUGUUUAGAGAUAAGUUUUGGAAAUAAAUAAAAGAAAAUAUAUGCAAUAUUGUUUAUUAAUUAAGAAGAUAAAAAGAUGUUCGAAAUUUAUUUAGUGAUGGAAAGAAACCUACAAUAUUAAUAGAUGUGUAAAUAAUAAAUAUUCAUUUAGACCUGUAAUGUAAAGUCUUAUUGAUGAUUAUUGUGAAAAAGCUAGAGCCAGAUGGAUGAAUUAUAUUAAUAGAACAUUCAAAGAAAAGAAUAGGGCAAAAGUAUGUUAUUUAUUAUAUUAAAUUAGAAAAUUUAAAAUGUUGCAUUAAAUUUUACGGAACCAAAAUUAUAUGACAUGCCAAAUGAAUACGAAUUAACUUAAUUAAUUGAUUAAUAUGCUAAAAUAAAAAAAUUAUAUUGA
Molecule: messenger RNA, 1978 nt
Organism: Paramecium pentaurelia
Lineage: Eukaryota; Ciliophora; Oligohymenophorea; Peniculida; Parameciidae
Source: the annotation of a GenBank genome assembly